AUGACGAUGACUGGCCGUGUGCUGCUGGUGUGUGCCCUCUGCGUGCUGUGGUGCGGUGCCUGCGGUGGUGGACGAGCUGAAACACCUUCUUCAGAUACUCCGACCUCUUCGGGUAAUGCGUCCGGUAAAGAGAAACCUCAAGAAGAAGAGGCCGUCGUUGGCGCUGGAGGAGGUGGCCAAAGCGGUGAGCAUGCAGCGUCACAAGCAGCAGCACCAACGGGGUCAGGAUUACCGGCAGCGCCAGCAGAAGCGGCACCACAAUCCGGAGGAGUAGUAUCAGUAACGGCAAGUACAACGACGUACAACAAGGUUAAAAAAGAAGAAGAAGAGGAAAAAGAUGAUGACGAAGAAAACGAAGAUGAAGAACACGAAGAGGAAGAGGAUGAUAAGAAGGAAAAGAAGGAGACAAAGAAAGUGGAAUCUGUCACCGCCACCACAGAGGGGACCUCAGCAGGCGGUCAAGAGCAGCCAAGUUCAUCUUCUGGUGCGGAGGGAGCAUCGAAUAUAACAAAUCCCAACAGCACACAAACAACUGGAGACGAUGAUCCAGCAGCUGAUGGUGCAGGGACACGAGAAGAAAAACAAAAUGAAAAUAAAGAUGCCAAUCCGAAAGAAACACCAGUGACGGCCGCAGCCAUGAAAACUGCAACGGCGACGACUGGCGACAGUGACGGCAACACCGCGGCCUCCCACACCACCUCCCCUCUUUUGCUUCUUCUGGUUGCUUGUGCGGCUGCGGCUGCGGUGGUGGCCGCGUGA
Messenger RNA from Trypanosoma cruzi, 759 nucleotides. RefSeq names its product mucin-associated surface protein (MASP), putative. Bases 1 to 759 code for a protein of 252 amino acids. The transcript has a single exon. Lineage: Eukaryota; Euglenozoa; Kinetoplastea; Trypanosomatida; Trypanosomatidae. The record is from RefSeq and is a predicted model, not a curated record.